Molecule: messenger RNA, 1490 nt
Organism: Esox lucius (northern pike)
Lineage: Eukaryota; Metazoa; Chordata; Actinopteri; Esociformes; Esocidae
Product: tubulin alpha chain
Exons: 4
Coding region: 75-1421 (448 amino acids)
Biological process (GO): microtubule cytoskeleton organization; mitotic cell cycle
Cellular component (GO): cytoplasm; microtubule
Molecular function (GO): structural constituent of cytoskeleton; GTP binding
Source: RefSeq, a predicted model, not a curated record
GUCUUAAGUAAUUGACAGGAAAAAUCUAAACUUUCAGGUUUUUGGUCAUUUGUUCCAUUUACAGCUGCUUAACAAUGAGGGAGUGCAUUUCCAUACACAUUGGCCAAGCAGGUGUCCAGAUGGGCAAUGCAUGCUGGGAGUUGUAUUGCUUGGAGCAUGGUAUCCAGCCAGAUGGGAGACUUGACAUUUCCAGUACCGCUUCCUUGGAGAACUCCUCAUUCAGUACCUUCUUCAGUGAGACUGGUGGUGGGAAAUAUGUUCCCAGGGCUGUUUUCAUAGACCUGGAGCCUACAGUGGUGGAUGAGAUCAGGAAUGGAUGCUACCGUCAGCUGUAUCACCCUGAGCAACUAAUCAGUGGCAAGGAGGACGCUGCCAAUAACUAUGCCCGUGGACAUUACACCAUCGGGAAGGAGAUUGUGGACUCUGUCCUGGACAGAAUACGUAAGAUGGCUGACCAGUGCACUGGACUGCAAGGCUUCCUAGUCUCUCAUAGCUUCGGCGGUGGGACUGGCUCUGGCUUUGCCUCCCUGUUGAUGGAGCGCCUGUCUGUUGACUUUGGCAAAAAGUCCAAGCUGGAGUUCUCCGUCUACCCUGCCCCCCAGGUGUCCACGGCGGUCGUGGAGCCCUACAACUCCAUCCUGACCACCCACACCACCCUGGAGCACUCCGACUGCUCCUUCAUGGUGGACAACGAGGCCAUCUUCGACAUAUGCAAGCGCAACCUUGGUGUGGAGCGGCCGUCUUACUCCAAUCUGAACCGCCUCAUCGCCCAGGUCGUCUCCUCGAUCACAGCCUCGCUGCGCUUCGACGGUGCCCUCAACGUGGACCUGACCGAGUUCCAGACCAACCUGGUCCCUUACCCGCGUAUCCACUUCCCCCUGGUCACUUAUGCGCCCAUCAUCUCCGCGGAGAGGGCCUAUCACGAGCAACUCUCCGUUCCGGAGAUCACCAACGCGUGCUUCGAGACCGCCAACCAGAUGGUAAAGUGUGACCCCAGGCGCGGCAAGUACAUGGCCUGCUGCCUGCUGUACCGUGGCGACGUGGUGCCCAAAGACGUCAAUGCCGCCAUCGCCCACAUCAAGACCUGCAAGUCCAUCCAGUUUGUGGACUGGUGUCCCACGGGGUUCAAGGUGGGGAUCAACUACCAGCCGCCCACCGUCGUCCCUGGGGGGGACCUGGCCAAGGUGCAGAGGGCGGUGUGCAUGCUGAGCAACACCACGGCCAUCGCUGAGGCCUGGAGCCGCCUGGACCACAAGUUCGACCUGAUGUACGCCAAGCGGGCCUUUGUGCACUGGUAUGUGGGUGAGGGCAUGGAGGAGGGGGAGUUCUCCGAGGCCAGGGAAGACAUGGCUGCCCUGGAGAAGGAUUAUGAAGAGGUGGGGGCCGACUCUGGUGACUGUUCUGAGGAAGAUGAAUACUAAGUGUCCUGGAAGCAUUGUUUUCAUGUUCUCUGGACGGCCUUCUGUCUAACAAUAAAUCAAAUAAUUGGA